Kogia breviceps (pygmy sperm whale) is the source of this 2538-nucleotide messenger RNA. It is a transcript of the gene EPM2A, whose product is annotated as EPM2A glucan phosphatase, laforin. Lineage: Eukaryota; Metazoa; Chordata; Mammalia; Artiodactyla; Physeteridae. Gene Ontology annotation, biological process: protein dephosphorylation. The record is from RefSeq and is a predicted model, not a curated record. Gene Ontology annotation, cellular component: nucleus; cytoplasm. Gene Ontology annotation, molecular function: carbohydrate phosphatase activity; starch binding; protein tyrosine/serine/threonine phosphatase activity.
CCGGUCGCAGGAGACUGGAGCCCGGGAGCCGCGCCGCUCGCCGCCAUGCGGUUCCGUUUCGGGGUGGUGGUGCCGCCCGCGGUGGCCGGGGCCGGGCCGGAGCUGCUGGUCGUGGGGUCUCGGCCUGAGCUGGGGCACUGGGAGCCGCACGGGGCGGUGCGCCUGAGGCCGGCCGGCACGGCGGCGGGCGCGGGGGCGCUGGCGCUGCAGGAGCCGGGCCUGUGGCUCGGGGAGGUGGAGCUGGCGGCCGAGGAGGCGGUGCAGGACGGGGCGGAGCCGGGCCGCGUGGACACGUUCUGGUACAAGUUCCUGAAGCGCGAGCCGGGAGGAGAGCUCUCCUGGGAAGGCAAUGGGCCUCACCACGACCGUUGCUGUAUUUAUAAUGAAAACAACUUGGUGGAUGGUGUUUAUUGUCUCCCAAUAGGACACUGGAUCGAGGCCACUGGGCACACCAAUGAAAUGAAGCACACAACAGACUUCUAUUUUAAUAUUGCAGGCCACCAAGCCAUGCAUUAUUCAAGAAUUCUACCAAAUAUCUGGCUGGGUAGCUGCCCUCGCCAAGUGGAACAUGUAACCAUCAAACUGAAGCAUGAACUGGGGAUUACGGCUGUAAUGAAUUUCCAGACGGAAUGGGAUAUUGUACAGAAUUCCUCAGGCUGUAACCGCUACCCAGAACCCAUGACUCCUGACACUCUGAUUAAGCUGUAUAAGGAAGAAGGCUUGGCCUACAUCUGGAUUCCGACACCGGAUAUGAGCACUGAAGGCCGCGUCCAGAUGCUGCCGCAGGCGGUGUGUCUCCUCCACGCGCUGCUUGAGAACGGACACACCGUGUACGUGCACUGCAACGCCGGUGUGGGCCGCUCCACCGCCGCCAUCUGCGGCUGGCUCCAGUACGUGCUGGGCUGGAAUCGCAGGAAGGUGCAGUACUUUCUCGUGGCCAAAAGGCCGGCUGUGUACAUUGAUGAAGACGCCUUGGCCCAGGCAGAGGAAGACUUUUAUCAGAAAUUUGGGAAGGUUCGGUCUUCCAUAUGCGGCGUAUAGGUGAUGGAUCUGCCUCCCCUGCGUCCCGGUUUCCUUACGAAGCCUGGAGUGAUGCUUAUAAAUGACGUAGAAAGCAAGAUUCUUCCUCAGCUGGAAAGACGGGUCUUGGCUACUGCCCUAACCUGCCUUCUUUAGUCUGGCACUGACUUUUGGUUACGCUUUGGUUGAGCUGUAUCUUCUUUGGAAUAUUUUACAAAGGAAGCUGUAAUUGACACACAAGAAAAGUCCACAAGCAGCUGGACUGUGCAGUGUGGUUCUGGCAUCAGACAGAAAGUGAAUGGGUGCAGUUCUGUGCCUGCAGGUGGCUCGGCCCCUGCAGCAUGGCGGCUGCUUUGCGGUACUGUGAAUGCACGACUGCCCUUGCUUGUUGCAUCGUGACUUGGCUUGCAGAAGAAAAGGUUGGGAGUUAUGUAGAUGGCAUCACUGCAUGUGUCCGUGCACACACAAACACACACAGAGACACACACACAGACACAUCUACAUACAUGCACAGCUUUUCUGCUGAACUGAGAUGGAAUUAUAAAGUAAGAGUUGGUCCUUUGACCAAAGAAGGGAAUAGGGUAGGUGGGAGCCUAGGCUAUGAUAAAGUAAGAGCCUCAUAUGACCCAAAGUGAUGACUUUCUAGAUAUUUUUUUUUUUUUUUUGCAUUCUGCUUCAUGGUUGUUAAAAUGUGUUCCAAGGCCUCGCCUUCCUUCUCUACCCACAACCCUGUGUGAGAGCCUCAGUAGCAUUAUUAUCUCUAUUUGUUUUAGCUGAGGCUCCGGAAGUAGAGAGAGCAUGCCCAAGGUCUCCUGGCUGGUCAGGGACAAGCUGGGGUUUAUCACCCAGGUUUAUUUGACUCAGUGCUUUUUCAACACAACCUGUGGUUUUGCCAGCACAGAGGUCGGUCUCUGUCAGAGGAAGGUCGAUUUUUUUGCAGCAGUUUCUACAGUGAGACAUGGAACAGUGCUCUGAUCAGUUGCCAUAGAAUUCAGGAAAGUAGUUAUCCUAAUUUAAGCCAUGGGGACUGUCUCAAGGCCAGAGUGGCCUGAGCCAUACAUAGCUCACAAGAGGAGCUGUAUUCCCAAAAGAGCCCCAAGUGCCAAAGUCCACAGACAAUUGUUCCACAGUUCAGGAGUGAUCCUGCGUUAUCCCUCGGUUUAAUACAAAACACAGUUACUGUGCCUCCAGACUAUGCAACUCACUAUCCUGGGUUCUAUAGGAAAUAUAAAGAUUAAUAAGAUGUUGUCUUCAAAAAGCUCAUAGCCUAGGAAAAGCCCUGUGUUCAAUCAGGUGCACUGCAGGCUUGAACUAGUAAUGAUUUGCUGGAAUGCGGAAGGGGAAGUAACUUAUUGGGUACUUCUUAUGUGCUAGAGGCUUUAAAUCUUAUUUAAUGUAAGCUUCACGGUACUUUAUGAGGGAGAUUUUAUUAUCUCCAUUAUACAGAUGAGGAAACUAAGACUCAGAGAGAUUAAAUCAGCUGUCCUCUAUCACAUGGUGAAUAAAUAGAUGAAAUAA